Messenger RNA from Onychostoma macrolepis, 1615 nucleotides. It is a transcript of the gene mrps16, whose product is annotated as mitochondrial ribosomal protein S16. Gene Ontology annotation, biological process: mitochondrial translation. Gene Ontology annotation, cellular component: mitochondrial small ribosomal subunit; ribosome. The record is from RefSeq and is a predicted model, not a curated record. Lineage: Eukaryota; Metazoa; Chordata; Actinopteri; Cypriniformes; Cyprinidae. Bases 359 to 760 code for a protein of 133 amino acids. Gene Ontology annotation, molecular function: structural constituent of ribosome. The transcript has 4 exons.
AUGAACUACAGAACAUAGGAUGCAGUGAAUUUUCAAUCUGCAACAUAUCAAACAGAAAACAAGGAUCUGUGGGAAAUAGAGACAGUUUUAUUUAAAAUCACCAACACAGGAGAUGGCGGUAUGCACCUAAAAGGCCGGUAUGCGACCCGCCAAUAAAGCCAUAGAAGAAGAUCUUCUUCCACUCUUCCGGUGCGGCAGAAAAAGAUGUCGGCGCCCUUACGAAUGUCAUGUUGUUGACUGUCUCCGGACAAUCGUGUUUGUUUAAGCGUUAUUACAUACACGUUAAGCUUAUUUUGAAUAAUAUUACAGGCGUAUCUACAUGAAGUUACCGGAUUUAUAAGCAGAGUAUCUGUCAGUCAUGGUCCAUUUAUCUUCUUUCCUGCUCACAAAAUAUCAUGGUGGGCAUAUUGUCAUCAGGCUGGCACUAGGAGGUGCCACUAACAGACCCUUCUACCGCAUUGUGGCUGCUUACAAUAAACGGGCAAGAGACAGCAAAUAUAUUGAGCAGCUGGGCUCAUAUGACCCUCUCCCAAACAUACACAAUGAAAAACUUGUCGCCUUCAAUUACGAAAGAAUCAAGUACUGGAUUGCAUGUGGGGCUCAUACGACAAAACCAGUGGCCACACUUCUAGGAUUGGCUGGAUUUUUCCCGCUGCAUCCAAUGACAAUAACAGAAGCGGAGCGGAGACAGAAAGCAGCUUUGACAGAAGAAGUUAAAAGGGAAAGUCAAGAACAAGUUGAGCAGAAGGAGGCACUGUAAAUGCAAAAUAAAGUGUUCAUGAUUUCUAUGCAUCUCAGUAGUGGUAAUGUGACAUUGUACUUCUGUAUUACACUGAGAUAUGUUUUUGGUAAUAUUAUAAGAGUGUUUUUACAAUAAGCUUCAGCACAGGUUGAAACUCCAGACAUUCAGACACUGCUUGAUUAAAAUUUCCUUAUUACCCAAUACAAUAGAGCACAGUUUAAAAGAUGAAUAAGGGGAUGUAGACACUGAAAAUGAAUUCUAUAAUCAUUAAUCUGUUGUAAACACACUUUAUCUGGGUCUAUUUGUCACUGGGAACCAGUGAUCGGCUAACAAAAGAAAUUAAUAAAUGUUCUUGCUUGAGUAACCUACACUGAGAGUUGAAAUGAACAGUCUUCCGUGUUUAAUUUUAGGUCAUGUGAUCAGAACCUAUAAAUGUCACACAAUUGUGUAACUCCUUUACAGCAAGCAACAUACUGAUGUAUCUAACUGUAUACACCCAUGUACUGGUAUUAAAUAAAUAUAAUAUUCAUCAGAGGGCUCAAACACUUUCUGAGGUCAGCUUGUGAAAUAUAUAGGUAAUAAAUAUGCAGGUAAUUAUGAGCCAUGCAAAUGCUUUAUAGAUGUUUAUGGAUGCUCAUUCCUUUGAUUGAUCAUUUUUUUAUUUUUAAAUUACAUAUAUGUGAAUUAGAACAUGCUGUUCGGACUAUGAAGUUUCAAUUCAAUGUAAAUGUAGUUAAUCUGCUACACAAGUAUUUUAAAAUCUUAUGAGGGUUGGAAAAGUUAAGUAAAGCCUAAUUAAAUGUAUCAGUGGCGUGUCUGGAGGUUUUAUGGAUGGGCUGUGCAUUCUGAUUAAAAUAGUGUUUUCUUGUAAAA